Messenger RNA from Sorex fumeus (smoky shrew), 663 nucleotides. It is a transcript of the gene CUNH19orf85, whose product is annotated as chromosome unknown C19orf85 homolog. The record is from RefSeq and is a predicted model, not a curated record. NCBI's taxonomy places the organism in Eukaryota, Metazoa, Chordata, Mammalia, Eulipotyphla, Soricidae. The coding region runs from base 1 to 663 and encodes 220 amino acids. The transcript has 3 exons.
AUGCACCCAGGGUUCCCGGCAGCCCCUGGAGUCCCAGAGCCCAGCCCCCGCGAGCUGUGCACCUUCGUGAGUGGGGCAGCUGCCCGCGUGCUCCGCGUGCUGCAGCCACGAAAAUCCCGGCCCCCCAAGAGGAGGCUCAACCAUCGGCGCUUCCUGCACAACCAGAUCUGCAGGCAGUUUGCCAGGAUUGAGGCUGCCACCCAGCACCUGGCCAGGUCCAUCCUGUCCCAGGAGGUGCCCACCUGCAGACCACCGCCGCCGCCACCACCACAGCCGUCUCUCUUCCUUGGGGUGGCUUGUGCUGUGGCCCCCCUGGAGGAGGAUCCAGAGGGCCCCGGCCUGAGUCUUGCUGCCCUGGAUGCCACAGCCACCCUGGAGCUCUUUGAGGACAUCACCCUCACCUUGCAAAGCCCCUGGAUGUCCUCAGACCCCUCCCGCCCUGCACUGGAACAGCCAGACCUGGGGCAGAUUCUCGUCUCCCGGCCCACGUUCGACUCACCUGCACCCUGGAGCAAGCGCGCUCGCACCCCGCACGCGCAGGGCCCGGCGCCCGCCACUCAUCCCUGCCGCCGCUUCCUAUUGGUCGCUCUCGCCGCCCGCGGGGGGAGCGAAGAAGUCGCGCUCGCGGAUUCGCUGGACUGUGGGCGGGGCCGAAACUGGUGA